Messenger RNA from Fopius arisanus, 1189 nucleotides. RefSeq names its product transcription factor BTF3 homolog 4 (gene bic). The record is from RefSeq and is a predicted model, not a curated record. The coding region runs from base 319 to 879 and encodes 186 amino acids. The transcript is spliced from 4 exons. Gene Ontology annotation, cellular component: cytosol; nascent polypeptide-associated complex. NCBI's taxonomy places the organism in Eukaryota, Metazoa, Arthropoda, Insecta, Hymenoptera, Braconidae.
AAAUACUGAUUGAAAUUAUCGCGGGUAUUAAUCGUCACAUUGUAUUGGUGUCAUCAACAUACUAACAUGCAUUCCAUAAAAUUGAAAUUUUACUUUUCAUGAGUCAAGUCAACUUCUUGACGGAAGUCAUUUAUGACGUAGAAGGCAUAGAAGCGAUCUUCCAUUUUCUCAACUCAUUUGGCUACCAGUGAGCACGUGUUUUGUUGCCGGUCCUUAAUUUUCUGUAAUAUUAACGAAUUUAAGACAGGUCGUCGGUCGAUAAUUACUAUCGCACAUUAGUGAUUGUCAACGUCGAAUAUAAAUCAAUUUCCAAACACUAUGAAUCCUGAAAAGUUGAAGAAGUUACAGGCACAAGUGCGAAUUGGAGGUAAAGGUACACCUCGUCGUAAGAAGAAGGUUGUUCAUGCUACUGCGGCAACUGACGACAAAAAGUUGCAAAGCUGCUUGAAAAAAUUGUCAGUGAAUACAAUUCCGGGUAUCGAGGAAGUCAAUAUGAUUAAGGAUGAUGGUACUGUGAUCCACUUUAACAAUCCGAAGGCCCAGGCAAGUCUCUCGGCUAACACAUUUGCCAUUACUGGCCAUGGUGAGAACAAACAAAUAACUGAAAUGCUGCCGGGUAUUCUGAGCCAACUGGGUCCAGAAGGUUUAACUCAAUUGAAGCGAUUGGCAAGCACUGUUACUGGAAGUACAAUUGCUAAGAGUGCCAUGGAGGAUGACGAUGAGGUUCCCGAUCUUGUUGGCAAUUUUGACGAAGCGAGCAAAGAAGAGGUGGCGCCGAAAAAAGAAGUUGAAGAGCCUGAAAAACCCACUGCUGAUAAAAAAGAUUCAUCGACAGGUGAUGAAAAGAAGGAAGCCCCUCUAGCCAAACCAGAAGCCUAACUGGUUCAAAACUAAUCAUGCUCAGCGAAACAUACAGUUGGAUUCAAUGAGUCAAGUGACACAAAUUGCUUCAGUGAGGAUAGAUUUGUAACCCCCCGAAAACAGAUAAAAAAAAAGAAAUAAGUUACAAAACAUUUGACGUACUCUGUGCUACAAUUAAAUAAGUAACAAUUGAUUGAUUAAAAAUGAAGGAGAGCUGAAAAUAUUAAUAAUAAUAAUCAUAAAAUGGAGAAACAAAUCUUUGGCGAGUUUGAGUGUUUGAAUUCGACGAAAAAGUGGAAGAUAAAAAAAUAGCAUAAUGAAAACUGAA